UCAAGUCCACUCCUCUCACAUCCAUCAGCAGAAGCAUAUAAAUGAAUGCAAUCAGUCACAUUUCCAUAAAGUUUCUAUAUCCGGCCGCCCGGGCUAUGCGUAAAAGGAUUGCGCGCCACGUCCCUGCCAUUUUAAACUUUCACAUUUUUUGUCACACUCAGCGUGAUACCGCCAUCAGGGUCCGUCUUACCCUCGCUCUGGCUCCAGCAAUGUUGCCUUAGUUUUGUGUGGUUGCGUGGAAACUAAAAAGGCAGCAGUGAGCGAGCCCUGCCUGAACUGUGGGAGCAUUUUCCACCGGCGCUUCGUGGCUGCUGCAGCGGCUUUUUGCACAAGUUUGACGAGGACCUGAUGGGAGCUAGCCAAAAUACUAACCAAACCCGGUUGUUUGGGUGUGCUCGGAUGUGAUCUACGGGGCGAUUUCACUGGGGAGCACAUGCCUGGAGACGCACGAUGAAAAUGAGAGGGAAACCCGCAAAGACGCUCAACAGCUACAGGGGAGGUUGAUGUGGACAUCAUCCCGUGCUUCCAGGUGGUCCGUCCUGGAGCAUGCCAAUAUUCCACAAUGCCCCUGCUCUCAGACUGGCUUCUGCGCCACUCUGUGGUCAUGUGUUUGUUGCUACACAGCUUGGUGCUGAUGACCUUCUGCUUCCACCAUGCUGCCACCAGUUGCUCCAAGAGCUGCUACUGCUCUGAGAGUGACAGCGCCGGCAAGACGGUGCGCUGCAGCAACCUACAGCUCACAGAGAUCCCUAAGGAUAUCCCCAAUGACACACGACGCAUUUAUCUGGACUUUAACCUUUUCACUACAGUCCCAACGAAUGCUUUCGCAGGGUUGCACCAGCUUGUUGAACUGGAUCUAUCUCACAAUGAGUUAAGCCACUUGGAACCGGGAGCGUUCAGAGGUCUCGGCUCCUCUCUGCAUUUCUUGGACCUUUCUUCAAACAAGCUUGUAAACUUUAACGCUGAUGCUUUUGAAGGUUUGCGGGCUCGCGCCAACCUGACAAACAAUCCAUGGCAUUGUGACUGCAACUUACAGAUGGCAUUGCCUCGUGUGGACCUGGAGCCUGCGUCCUUAACGGGAAUUGUGUGCCAGACUUCAGAUCCUGAGGAAAUAGGAGUUCAAGGACUUGCCUUCCUGUUGGCACCAGACAUAGACCUAUGUGUCGUAAUGAAGAGGACUACAGAUGUGGCAAUGCUGGUUGUCAUGUUCGGCUGGUUUACCAUGGUCAUCUCCUACCUUGUCUAUUAUGUCAGAGCCAAUCAGGAGGACGCUCGCAGACACCUGGAGUAUCUUAAGUCCUUGCCCAGCAGACAGGGCAAGUCUGAGGAGUCAUCUACCAUUAGCACUGUGGUGUAGGGCUGAUGGAGCUACAGGUGGAACUUAAUCACUCAAACCAAACAGGAUGGAACUACAGCCUGCAAAUACAGUUAGCAUUAGACUCAAAUGCUUUAACAAGUCAUGAAUCAAGGUGGGCAACAAGACGUGCCUGCACAAGACUAGGCCAGAAGAAACCAGGCCAGUGGAAUCUAGCCUACAUGAAUAAUAGAUCUCUCUGCGGUCCAUUGCAAGUUUUGUACGCUGAGAUGAUGGGCCAACCUGCGCAGAAAUGGAGUAAAUGCAGCAGUAUCUUUUGGCGAACGUUAAAUAUGGGAUACAAAUGGGAUUUAACCAGUCAUGCAUACACAUUGUUGCACAAACAGACAAGUUAGGAUGCAACGUCAGACAAAGAAAUGAUAAGAAAUGGCAACUGUAGUAUGGAGGACUCAAUUUACAACUGUUUCCCAUUAAAUUCCAUAUAGUUCUUACUAGUAUAUUAAAAGCAUUUUCUCAU
This is a messenger RNA of Cheilinus undulatus (humphead wrasse), 1832 nucleotides long. It is a transcript of the gene lrrc3ca, whose product is annotated as leucine rich repeat containing 3Ca. The coding region runs from base 563 to 1357 and encodes 264 amino acids. The record is from RefSeq and is a predicted model, not a curated record. The transcript has 2 exons. Gene Ontology annotation, molecular function: protein binding. NCBI's taxonomy places the organism in Eukaryota, Metazoa, Chordata, Actinopteri, Labriformes, Labridae.